This is a messenger RNA of Aphanomyces astaci, 1257 nucleotides long. RefSeq lists its product as hypothetical. The transcript has 3 exons. The coding region runs from base 411 to 1172 and encodes 253 amino acids. Lineage: Eukaryota; Oomycota; Saprolegniomycetes; Saprolegniales; Verrucalvaceae. The record is from RefSeq and is a predicted model, not a curated record. Gene Ontology annotation, molecular function: calcium ion binding.
GAUUAGCGUCGAGAAGAUCUACCACGACGGUGGUGGCUGAGCGACAUGGAGGCGAAAGUGGAUGCGAUUCAGGACAAGCUACGUAGCAUCUUCGAGACCAAGUCUGGGUACAGAGAUGAAGCCACGCAAGCCAAACUCUUGGAGAAACACUUCCGGUACUUUGACACGGACGGAUCCGGCGUGAUCGACUACCACGAGUUCACGUCGGCCAUGCUAAGACUCAAUUUUGUGGGCGUGCAAGCAGAGCUGGAGGGGCUGUUUGAUCGGUACGACGAAGACCUCAAUGGCACGUUGUCCUACGUCGAGUUCGCCAGUGUUAUCUUUGGCACGAACGGCGUGUCCAAGCCAUCAAGCCACGUCAAAUCCGUUGUGGAACGAGUACAUACAUUCUCAUCAUUCCCCCGGCGUGUAUGAUCUCAUGCCAAGUGCAGGUGAAAGCAUUGAUCCUUGAAAAUGGCGGUAAAAAUGGCAUUCGAACCCUCACCGUGAUCUUACGUCGAAUGGACCAAAACGGCGACCGUACCCUCGACAAAGAGGAAUUCUACAACGGUCUCCUGGAACUGGGUGUGCAGGCCAACGAGAUCGAAACCACCGAAUUAGACAAAGUAUUUUGCCAUUUUGACCGCGAUGGCAACGGUCGUAUCACAAUUCACGAACUGCUUCGAGGCCUUCGGGGAGGCAUGGGAAAGCGUCGCAUUCUCCUCGUGCGACAAGCAUUUCAUCUGCUGGACGAAUCCAAAGAUGGCACCGUCACCGUGGACGAGAUCGCUUCUCGAUUUGACACGUCACACCACCCCGACAUUCUCUCUGGCCGCCUCAAACCUGUGGACGUUCUCAGGCAGUUCCUCGCCGUGUUUGAAAGCCAAUCCGACACCAACGGCGUUGUGACGUGGCAUGAGUUUCUCAACUACUACCGCGACCUCGGCGCUGGCAUAGAAAACGACGACGAGUUCGAACUCAUCGUGAGGAAUGCGUGGCACAUGAGUGGGGGCGAAGGAUGGUGUGAAAACAGCACGUGUCGUCGCGUGCUGGUCACGCACAGCGACGGAUCCCAGCGGGUCUGCGAGAUUCAGAAUGAUCUUGGCAUUGGUCCGAAGGACAAGACCAAGAUGGUUCGGCAAUUGCUGCUGCAAGGUGUUCGCGACAUCGUAGACGUCAAGUUGGCGAUGUAAAAGAGUAGUACUGAGUAAAUUGUUUCAUUUAAAUACUACUGUAGUAUUGACCAUAUAAUAAAAUUUGAUCAGAAAUCACAAUAUU